Cetraspora pellucida is the source of this 1050-nucleotide messenger RNA. Lineage: Eukaryota; Fungi; Glomeromycota; Glomeromycetes; Diversisporales; Gigasporaceae. The record is from the annotation of a GenBank genome assembly.
AUGAAUAGAUUAGUAAAAUUGGAAAAAAAUACUAAUAUAAUUGAAUAUUUAGAUGAAUUAUUAAAAAUAUCUGAAGCUUUAAAACAUAAUCAACUUUUUACAUCAGAUUCUUCUAAUCUAUUUUCACAAAAUCUAAAUACAGAAAGAGAAAUAUGUAAAAAUUAUAUUAAUGAUAAUGGUCCUAUUCAAUUAGAAGAAAUUGCAGAAAUUGAAACACCUGAAAAUCUUGAAAUUUUUAAUAAAUUAAAAAUUGAAAUAGAAAUAAUUGAUAUGGACAUUAUAUUAAAUUUAUUUGAAACUGAAAAUGAAUUAUAUAAAAAAAUCAUCAAUUCAAAAUUAUCACAAGAAAAAAUUAAUAAAUUAAUUAAUUUUGCACAAGAAAGAAUAAAUAAAUUUGAACAAAAACAAUAUAAUGAUUUUAAUAAUAUAAUAAAUAAUUUAAAUAUUAUAAAAGAUUUAAAUAAUUUAAAUGAUGAAAUAUCAAGUGAUAAAUAUUUAUCUGAUAAUCAUAAAAAACUUUUAUUAUCAACAUUACAACACAAAAAAAAUGAUAUACAACAAAAUUCAGAAUUUGAAUUUUUAAACAAAAUAAUAUCAGAAGAAAAAGAUAUUAACAAAUUAGAAUCUAAUCUAAAAACAGCAAUCAAUGAAUCAUCUUUAAAUGAUAAACAAAAAGAAAAAUUAGAAAAACUUAAAUUAGAAAAAAUUGAAAAUCUUAAACCUACUGAAAAACCAGAAAGUAUUUUAUUUGAUGAAUUAAAAAAACAAAUUGAAAAUAUUGAUUUAUCAAAUGCAGAAAAAUUAUUUGAUGGUAAUGAUUUAUAUCAAACAAUUAUCAAUUCAAAUUUACCAUCAAAUGAUAUUGAUAAUUUAGAAAAUUUAAGAAAUAAAAAAUUAAAACAAUUAAUAAAUAAACAAUAUAAUCAAUUUGAAGAUUCAUUAAAUUCAUUAGAAUCUGAAGAAGAUUUGAAAAGUUUAAAAAAUCAAGUAAUAAAUAAUAAAUUAUUGCUAAAAAAUCAAAAAGAUAAUUUUAAAUUUGAUAAAAAAUAA